AUGUCUGAAGGUGACGUCCAGCCUCCCAAGAAGGGCCCUGUCGUGGCUGAAGCCCACGAGGUCGACACCUUCCAUGUUCCCAAGCCCUUUUUCACGAAAGGCCCCGGCCAAGCUCACAUUAAGGACCUCGACGAAUACUAUGCCAUGUACAAGGAGUCCAUCGAGCAGCCGGAUAAGUUCUGGGGAAAGAUGGCCCGAGAGCUUCUGGACUGGGACAAAGACUUCAAGACCGUCCGCUCUGGCUCUUUUACCAAUGGCGACGCCGCCUGGUUCUUAGAAGGCCGUCUCAACGCCAGCUAUAACUGCAUUGAUCGCCAUGCCAUUAAAAACCCCGACAAGCCUGCCGUGAUUUACGAGGCAGAUGAGCCAGGCGAGGGCCGCGUACUCACCUACGGCGAGCUCCUCCGCGAAGUGUCACGAGUUGCCUAUACCCUGAAGCAGAUGGGUGUCAGGAAAGGCGACACUGUUGCGCUCUACCUCCCCAUGAUUCCCGAAGCGGUCAUUUCCUUCCUCGCCGUCACCCGUAUUGGUGCCGUGCACUCGGUUGUGUUCGCCGGCUUCUCGUCCGGCUCACUGGCGGACCGGAUCAUUGACGCCAACUCCAGAGUCAUCAUCACCACCGACGAAGGAAAACGUGGCGGCAAACUGAUUGGCACCAAGAAGAUUGUGGAUGAAGCCCUCAAGAAGUGCCCAGGUGUCACUCACGUGCUCGUCUACCAGAGAACAGGGGCGGAUGUACCCUGGACAAAAGGCCGAGACUACUGGUGGCAUGAAGAGACCGCGAAGUACCCCGCCUAUAUUCCCCCAGAGUCCAUGGCCUCUGAGGAUCCGCUGUUCCUGCUAUACACAUCGGGCUCCACCGGCAAGCCCAAGGGUGUCAUGCACUCGACCGCAGGGUAUCUGAUUGGCGCUGCAGCGACCGGCAAGUACGUUUUCGAUAUCCACGACGAUGACGUCUUCUUCUGCGGUGGCGAUGUCGGCUGGAUUACCGGCCAUACCUAUGUCGUAUACGCACCCCUCCUCCUCGGUGUCGCGACAGUCGUUUUUGAGGGCACACCAGCUUACCCCAACUUCUCCCGCUACUGGGACGUCAUCGACAAGCACAGCGUGACACAGUUCUAUGUCGCCCCGACUGCCCUCCGCCUGUUGAAGAGAGCUGGUGAUGAGCAUAUCCACCAUCAACUGCACAAGUUGCGAGUUUUGGGCUCGGUCGGUGAGCCCAUCGCAGCCGAGGUCUGGAAGUGGUAUUUCGAAGCUGUCGGCAAGGAAGAGGCUCACAUUGUUGAUACCUAUUGGCAAACCGAGACUGGCUCUCAUGUGAUUACACCGCUGGCCGGUGUGACGCCUACCAAACCCGGCAGUGCUUCACUGCCUUUCUUCGGUAUUGAACCCGCCAUCAUUGAUCCGGUCUCCGGUAAGGAAAUCGAGGGCAAUGAUGUUGAAGGCGUUCUGGCAUUCAAGCAACCGUGGCCGAGUAUGGCGCGAACUGUUUGGGGUGCACACCAGAGAUAUAUGGACACCUACUUGAACGUGUACAAAGGUUACUACUUCACUGGUGACGGCGCUGGACGUGACCAUGAAGGUUAUUACUGGAUCCGGGGCCGUGUCGACGACGUUGUCAAUGUCUCCGGACAUCGCUUGUCCACCGCAGAAAUUGAGGCUGCCUUGAUCGAGCAUGAAGGUGUUGCAGAAGCUGCCGUGGUCGGUAUCAACGACGAACUUACUGGCCAAGCCGUCAACGCAUUUGUGUCACUCAAGGAUGGCGUUGAUAGCGGUGAACAGACACGCAAAGACCUCAUCCUUCAAGUGCGGAAGUCUAUUGGUCCAUUUGCAGCGCCAAAGGCCAUAUUCGUUGUUGACGAUCUCCCCAAGACCCGUUCCGGCAAGAUCAUGAGAAGGAUUUUGAGAAAGAUCUUGAGCGGCGAGGAAGACAGCCUUGGAGACACCACGACACUCAGCGACCCAAGUGUGGUUGACAGAAUCAUUGAUACAGUCAAGACGUCGAAGAAGAAGUGA
This is a messenger RNA of Cladophialophora psammophila CBS 110553, 2016 nucleotides long. RefSeq names its product acetyl-coenzyme A synthetase. Lineage: Eukaryota; Fungi; Ascomycota; Eurotiomycetes; Chaetothyriales; Herpotrichiellaceae. Gene Ontology annotation, cellular component: cytosol. Bases 1 to 2016 code for a protein of 671 amino acids. Gene Ontology annotation, molecular function: AMP binding; acetyl-CoA synthetase activity. The record is from RefSeq and is a predicted model, not a curated record. The transcript has 4 exons.